Molecule: messenger RNA, 2182 nt
Organism: Rhinichthys klamathensis goyatoka
Lineage: Eukaryota; Metazoa; Chordata; Actinopteri; Cypriniformes; Leuciscidae
Exons: 10
Coding region: 180-1880 (566 amino acids)
Source: RefSeq, a predicted model, not a curated record
UCUAUUGGUCCUUCAAACGGUGACGUCACUUCACUAGGAACUGGUCAUCUCUUUUGUGAGAUUUGUGUAAACAUUGGUACAUGCUCGACUAUUAACCCAGCGCGAGGAAAGGCUCGGAAUCACCAUUGUCUUUAUUAAAAAAACAAUAGCCUUGUAUUGUUCGCCAUUAAGCGGCUCUAAUGUCUGCGUCGGCUGAUAUCCACGCGACGCUCGCGUCGAUCCUCGAGCGCUUCGCCAAAUGCGCGCUGCUGGAGAUGAGUCGCGCGGUGGAGCAGGAGAUGACGCGCCGGAAGAUGGAGGUCGAGACGCUGAUGCUCAAACUGCAGUUUACCGAGAGCGAACUGCGAUCAGCCCGAAAGAACCAGUCGAACCUGCGCUCAGUGGGAACACAAGUGAACACCAGCGGACAGAGAGAGGUAUGCAGGCUCAUGCAGGAAGACGGAAUCAAAUCCAUUCAGAUCAAAGAGGAACACAUGGAGGACGAACAGUGGGACAGUGGACCGAUUUCUCCUGCUCUUUCCCCGUUGGGUCCAGAGGUGGAAGACCAGGAUAGUUUCGGCACGGGAACAACAGGACCAGCUAGAGUUGGUAGUGAUUUUAUCUUAACGAGUAAAAUGAAGCCCGUUGGUAUGUGGAAUUCACCGGUGUCCCAGGAAUAUCCAGCGAACUCCGGAGCCCUGAGUUUGGACGCUUCUCCUCUGGAAACAGGAAACAUGUACCACAUUAUCAGCUUUGUGGACACUGAAGAGGUGGAGGUCGUGCCUGCGUUCUGGGUGAAGAACGGUGUGUGUUCGUGGCCUCCGUACAUGGAUGAGGGCGUUCAGAGAGCGAGCGAGAGCUCGGAGCAGCCGCAGGAGUCCUGGGCGGCCCAUAAGGUUAAAAUCAUGUAUACUGCAAAUAGUUACAGUGAAGCGAUGCGAAAGCUUCCUCUCGUGGAACAGCAGAAUGAUGUCCGCUUACAGGACGGGACCGGCUCCCCGAGGACACUCAAACACAAAAUAAAACGAAACAGACGGCUUCUGGAUGAAUACGACGCUGAUUUGGAGGCCGUCGCACCCCAAAACACUGAUUUACCCCCUCAAAUACAACCUCCAUGCAAAAAAACGAUUCUGUCAGCGUCUAACGAGCCGAGUCGACCCCUGGCCCCUGUCCGGCCCCAGACGGGCCCGAGUGAACCCUCAACGCCACCCGUGUUGGAGUGGCAUCACGUGACUCUCGGGUCGUCGUCUUCAUGCCAGGCGAUUGAGCUUCCCGAGCCGUGGCCCGAGAGAACCACACCGGACCCCCAGUCUCCAGAACCGGCGACUCCGUCACUGUGGCAUCAGGAGACGAGCCCCUCGUGCUGCGACCCCUUCAUCAGAUCGCUUCUUCACGACCUGACCACUAAACAGGAGAUUGUUAUCGGGCAGCAGAUGAGCUUAAUAAGGAUGGUUCAGGAUCUGCAACCACACGGUGUGCGGGAAAACUCAGACGCCGACUGCUUAAAUCAAAGACGCUUUCCCAUCGAAGACCUGAGGUCGUUAUCCGCCCUGGAGAACCAGCUGCGCUCCUGUCCCGAGACCCGAAGGAGAGUGGUGGAUGAGCUGGGAUUGCUGGGCGGAGUGGACGUGAAGGACACGGUGUGGCGAAUAAUGAAGCAGGCCAUCAAAAAUGACUUGGCCAAAACUGUGAACUGGAGAGGUGUGAACGGGAAAACAUCUUUCCAAAGUUUAGAGUUUAAAAACGUUGUGAUUGAGGCUGUGAGGAGAAACCCCACGUGUGCGCAGAUAACGGAGCUGGAGGUGGAGAAGGCCAUCAUUCGCUGGUUUCAUCUGGCCGGCGACCGCGAGGGUGGACGGAAGAAGAGAACGCCGCUGCAAGACGUCGGUGUCGAGAACUGAGGAAAAACAUGCGUUUAUCAGUAUCUUUACAAUUGUAUUGUUUUGCUUUUAAUUUUGCCUGUACAUAUUUGCACAUCCGUCGAUAUAUAUUUUAUAUUUCAUUAGUCUUUUAUACUCAUUUACCCUAUGCAAUGUAACGUUACAUAUUCAAGUGCAUCUUUAUAGUUUGAAAUAUUUAUUGCAUGUUUUUUAUUUGUGUGCCUAUUUAUUUGUUGCCUUCGUUUUAUUGUCUUAUUGUACAUCCAAACUCUAUGGAAGCUUGUUUCUGCCACAGAAUUAAACAUUUUAAAAGAUAUAUGUGA